AUGGAGAAGGAUGAAGAGUGGUUGGACAGAGCAGUAACUAUGGAUAAAGUGUACAAGUUCUUUCGGUCAACCAAAGACCUCGCCAUCGCCAACGUUUCUUUCAGCUCUUACUACGGUCAGGUAACUGUGCUACUCGGCCACGAUGGAUCGGGAAAAUCCACAAUAAUGAAGCUCAUCUCUGGAGAUUAUGAAGCGACGCGAGGUCUCAUCGGUGUGCUAAGUUUGGUGAAAAAACGUAAUAACAGGCAUCGUGGCAAGGAUAUUGGAUAUUGCUCAGAGGAAAUAACACUAUUCGACCACCUGACAGUUUUUGAACACCUAUGGUUUUUUUAUUGUUUGAAGACAGGAGCAGAGGAUUGGAAAGGGGAUGCUGUAUCUACAGCCAAUGAUGUUGGCCUAAGUGAUUUUCUCAAUAAGAAGCCAGCGCAGUUGAAUGAAACUAAGAAACGACUGUUGAGCCUUGCGAUUGCCUUCGUUGGUGGUAGUCCUGUUGUACUAAUGGAUGAUCCCUUCAAGGGACUUGACGCUGAGACGAAAGACAUUUUCAGGAACAUAUUGGAUGUGAAAAAAGAUGAAAGGUGUAUCCUGGUGGCAACGUCUUCGACCGAAACAGCUGAAAUGAUCGGUGAUCGCAUUGUAAUGCUCAGUAACGGCAGAGUUCUUGCAGCCGGAUCAAUUCCGUUCUUGAAAACAGAAUUUGGCAGCAGUUACAUCCUCAACGUUUUGCUCAGCAGUGAGGCUUCGAAUCUCCCCAAAACAAUACCCAACAUAGAAAGGACGGUCCAAAAAUUUGUUCCAAGUGCCGAGCUUCGGCUUACAUGUGGCAAAUCAGUCCAGUUUGGUUUUAAUAGCAACGAUCAUAAUGAGCAUAUUGCUCUUCUACGUGGCCUCGAAAGAAUCGCGUAUAAGCUGGGAAUUUCGGAGUAUUACAUCACAUUGUGUACACUGAUGGAUGUUUAUCGGAGAGUAGAAAUUUGUAACUUCAAGGACGAUAGCGAUUACGAGGAAGAUGAAGAGGAACCUGAAGCUCGCCGCGGCGUAUGCUCACUUGAUCAACAGUUUGGGAUGCUAAUGAAGAAACGUCUAUACUUGUUGCCAAAUUUUCACUGCUGCUUUGUGGCGGUGAGGACAUUUACAGGGUCUGCUGAAGAACGGGCUAGACGGCUUUUGAACGCAAGACUCAGAGAGCAAGUGAUCAUGGUUUAG
Cooperia oncophora is the source of this 1206-nucleotide messenger RNA. The record is from the annotation of a GenBank genome assembly. NCBI's taxonomy places the organism in Eukaryota, Metazoa, Nematoda, Chromadorea, Rhabditida, Trichostrongylidae.